GAGGAGCUGCAGCAGAAGCGGGUGAAGCGCGCCGAGGCGCGGCGGCGGGAGCAGCUCACAUACCAGUUUGCCGCCAUUGCAGCCAGUGUGGGCGUGACUGCCCUGGCGGGCUUUGCCACAUACUACAGGAUCACGUGCUACCUGGCCAACGACCAGGCCUUCCCGUACCUGGACCUGGCCUGCACGCUGGCGCUGGCGGCGGGGGCGGCGUUUGGCAUGGAGAUGUAUGCCCGGUGGGUGCACAAGGACAUGUGGCAUGACAACCCGGUGGGCUACAUCCUGCACAAGAGCCACCACGAGCCGCGCACGGGCCCCUUUGAGGCCAACGACAUCUACGCCAUCGUCAACGCCGUGCCCGCCAUGGCCCUCUGCCUCUACGGCUUCCUGCGCCCCGACGUCUGGGGCAGCCUCUGCUUCGGCGCCGGCCUGGGCAUCACCCUGUUUGGCAUCUCCUACAUGUUUGUGCACGACGGCCUGGUGCACCGCCGCUUCCCGGUGGGCCCCAUCGCCGACCUGCCAGCCAUGAAGCGCAUCGUGGUGGCCCACCAGCUGCACCACAGCGAGAAGUACGGCGGCGUGCCCUUUGGCAUGUUCCUGGGACCGCAGGAGCUGGAGGCGGUGGGUGCAGGGCCGGAGCUGGACCGCAUGGUGGCGGAGUUUGAUGCCGCCAGGGCCAAGAAGGCGGGCGCGACGGCAGGCGCGGGCCGCCGCUGA
This is a messenger RNA of Chlorella variabilis, 714 nucleotides long. RefSeq lists its product as hypothetical. Lineage: Eukaryota; Viridiplantae; Chlorophyta; Trebouxiophyceae; Chlorellales; Chlorellaceae. The record is from RefSeq and is a predicted model, not a curated record. Gene Ontology annotation, biological process: carotene metabolic process; xanthophyll biosynthetic process. Gene Ontology annotation, cellular component: chloroplast. The transcript has 5 exons. The annotation marks the transcript as partial. Gene Ontology annotation, molecular function: iron ion binding; beta-carotene 3-hydroxylase activity.